Messenger RNA from Cuscuta europaea, 911 nucleotides. NCBI's taxonomy places the organism in Eukaryota, Viridiplantae, Streptophyta, Magnoliopsida, Solanales, Convolvulaceae. The record is from the annotation of a GenBank genome assembly.
UGGGAUUCCUAGACGCUGAAGAUCCUCGAAUAAGAACCUAUCUAGAAAAGAUUGGUGAAAAAAUGGGCUAGGUCUGCAUUUAAGCGGCAAAAGUACUCAAUCGUGACCUCAAAUAAUGCUGAAUCAAUGAAUGCUAUAGAUCGAUUAGCACGAGAGUAUCCGAUAUCUACUCGUAUAGAGUAUUUGAGAGAUAAAAUGCAAGAUUGGUUCUUUAAGAGGAGGAAUUUGGCCAAUGAAACAACCACAACAUUAACAUCGGCUGUCGAAACAAUGCUAGUAGACCGUCUCUUAAGUAGUCGUGGAAUGAUAGUAAAACCAAGUACGGGUCUCAGCGCAGAAGUAAUUGACUUGUCAUGUAAGGCAUUUGUGGUGAAUCUAGAGGAAAGGAGAUGCACUUGUAGAGAAUUUCAGUUGGAAGAUUUUGUGUGUUCAUGCGGUUGCUCUUAUAGGACACCUAAAUGGGCUAUCAUGUUAUGACUAUGUGUCAGUUUACUACAAGACAAGCUUAUGGAACAGGGCAUAUUCUGGAAUUGUUCAUCCCAUUGGUUCAUAUGAAGAAGAUGAAAUUCCAUAGGAGUAUAGGAGGUGGGAGGUUAAACCUCCUCUAUGUAAAACAAGAACUGCCGGGAGGCCAAAGUCCAAGAGGAUUCGUUCUGUUGGUGAAUUUGGGUCAAGAUAGAAGUGCACAAGAUGCAAGCAACAUGGACAUAACCAAAAGACUUGUAAUAACCCGAUACCGCUAUAAAUGAUGUGAGAUUGUGUUGCUACAUCUUUGAAUAUUUUUUUUGCCAGCAAACAUACAGUCAUGUUUUACUGGAUUUCAGAUUUUAUUUAUGCACUUGAACGCUCACUAAAAGUUAUUGUUUCACACCAUUCAAAUAAUUUUAGUAAUAUAAUGUGAUGAGAAUAUU